GGCUCUACGUACCCUGGGCUCCUGUGACGUUCUGUUAUAAAAGCGGGGCCCGGACUUGUGGCACUGUCGGGGGUCGUCGGGCAGGGGAGCUGCGGGGCAGCCCCGCGUCCCCGCGCGCCGUGGGUCCCAUAGGCGAUGCUACUGUUUGGCCUGCGCUUCUGAGGAGUCGUACUGUGAGGGGACCCCGGGACCAGCUUUUCAUUUUUAACACCUCCGCUUGCCCGAUCGUCCGACCGCCCGACCGCCCGACCGCCCGACGCCAGAGCGCCCUAAGAACUAUGGAGGAGUCCUCUGAGCCGGAAAGACCCAUAGAUUGGAAAGAACGCUGUGUAGCUCUGGAGGCUCAACUAAUGAAAUUCCGAGUUCAAGCAAGCAAGAUCCGAGAGCUCCUAGCAGACAAAAUGCAACAAUUGGAGAGACAAGUCAUCGAUGCAGAACGCCAAGCAGAAAGGGCUUUUCAAGAGGUACAAGUUAUGGAAGAGAAACUAAAAGCAGCUAACAUUCAAACCAGUGAGUCAGAGACACGGCUAUACAAGAAGUGUCAAGAUCUGGAGUCUGUGAUGCAGGAGAAGGAUGACCUCAUUCAGAACUUGGCUCUGCGGCUUGAAGAGCAGAAACAAGUGAGGAUAAAAGAAGCUAAAACAAUAGAAGAAAAAGCAGCUAAGAUCAAAGAAUGGGUAACAGUUAAAUUAAACGAGCUAGAAGUAGAGAAUCAGAAUCUUCGUUUCAUCAACCAAACCCAGACCGAAGAGCUAAGAGCAAUACAGUCAAAAUUGCAAGAACUCCAAGAGAAGAAAGUAUCCUGUGUCUCCAGCCCAAAGCCCUCAGAAGGGCAGCGUCUGAGCAGUUUGACGUUUGGAUGCUUCUUGUCCCGAGCAAAGAGUCCGCCUUGUGCAGUAAGGUCCGAGGAAGCGAGCAAGAUGGCCUCAAGCGAACCUGAGUUCGCCGAAGCAAGAUGCGUAGAAGAGAUGGAAAUUGCAGAGAAGCCUGCUGACAACCAAGUGCAAGAGAACAGCAGGAGCCAGAGAAAGUUGCUCGAGACCUCUUGUGGCUCAGAACACAACCGGAAAACGGGAGCAAGCUUUGUAGCGGAUGGUGGGACCCCCGAGCAUUCUGGGCUUCCAGUGAGUGACUGGAGUUCAGACGAUGACGACGGAAGCAAGGGCAGAUCUAAGUCCAGGUGCACGUCCACUCUUUCCAGCCACACGUCUGAGGAGGGUGGCCAGUGUGGCAGGCCGGGCAGCGAAGCUUAUCUCACAGCAUCCGAUGACAGUAGUUCUAUAUUCGAGGAAGAGACUUUUGAUGCUAACAGACCACAGCACAAGAAGCUGUAUUCUUGGCAGCAGAAGGCACCAUGGAAAGCUCCCAGUAACCUUGCAAAGGGAAGUUCUCAGUCAGAAGUUAAGCAGCGAGAUAGUUCCUCAGAUGAACUGAAUAAGAAAUUUCAGUCCCAGAGACUGGAUUAUUCAUCCUCAUCAAGCGAGGCCAACACCCCAAGCCCUAUUUUAACCCCAGCUUUAACCCCCAAGCACCCUAACUCACUCCCUGGAAAAGGAACACCAUUAGUGCCUCCACCAUUCCUGCCACCCCCAAAGCUGAGGAUCCCCAACGUCUUCAGUAUAAGUGUGGCACUGACCAAAAGGCACCUGAGCCAACCACAGUUAUGUUCGGACCGGAUGUUUGGCAUGAACCGGAAUGCCAUCAGCAUGAUCCGGCCUCUGAGGCCUCAGGAAACGGACCUUGAUAUGGUUGAUGGUGAUAGGGCGGAAGCCGUGGACAUCAUGGACACGGGCUGCGGUGACUUAUUUUCCUAUGACUCCCAGGAUCCUCCUUCUGCAGAAGACCCGGAAAACAGCGAGGCCACAAAGAAGGCCUCGUGCAGCAAACCCCCCACUCCUCCUUUGCACCGCUUCCCCUCUUGGGAGAGCAGGAUUUAUGCAGUAGCCAAAUCAGGCAUCCGAGUGUCUGAGGCCUUCAAUAUGGAGAAUGCUAAUAAAAAUGCUGCAAGCUUACUUUCCCACUCUGUAGCAGGCCCUUACAUGUCUCUCAUAUACAAGAAUGUGACGACCCCUGUGUACACAACGUUGAAGGGGAAGGCGACACAAAUAAGUACCAGCCCUUUCCUGGAUGAUUCUUCUGGCUCAGAUGAAGAGGACGGUUCUAGGGCCAGCUCCCGGAGUCAGUCGGAGUCAGAAACGCGCAGCCGCAGUGGACCGAACAGUCCCAGAGCCAUGAAGCGAGGCGUGUCCGACUCUUCUGAGGGUGACUACGCCAUCCCUCCGGAUGCCUACUCCAUAGACACGGAGUGCUCGCAGCCUGAGCAGAAACUCCUGAAAACCUGCUCGACGUCCAGUGACAACGGGAAAAGUGAGCUAUUAGAAAAAUCUGGCUACCUACUAAAAAUGAGCGGACGACUCAAGACUUGGAGGCGGAGGUGGUUUGUUCUUAAAGGCGGAGAACUACUUUACUACAGGUCUCCAAGCGAUGUAAUUCGGAAACCCCAGGGCCACAUUGAACUUAGUGCAUCCUGCAGUAUUUUACGGGGAGAUAACAAGCAAACGGUUCAGCUGACCACAGAGAAACACACAUACUACCUGACAGCAGAUUCUCCCAAUAUACUGGAAGAAUGGAUCAAAGUGUUCCAGAAUGUUCUGCGAGUACAAGCUGCUAACCCUCUUUGCCUGCAGCCCGAGGGCAAACCCACAGUAAAGGGCCUGCUCACCAAGGUAAAACACGGCUACUCUAAGAGAGUCUGGUGCACGCUUGUUGGAAAGUGCUUGUAUUAUUUUCGGAGUCAGGAGGAUAAGUUCCCUCUAGGUCAGAUCAAACUCUGGGAGGCUAAGGUGGAGGAGGUGGACAGGUCAUGUGACUCGGAUGAGGACUAUGAGACCAGUGGGCGCUGUCUGUUGUCCACUCACUACACCAUCAUUGUCCACCCCAAGGACCAGGGCCCUACUUACCUGCUCAUCGGAUCUAAGCACGAAAAGGAGGCGUGGCUUUAUCACCUCACUGUUGCGGCUGGAAGCAACAAUGUAAAUGUUGGAUCCGAAUUUGAACAACUGGUUUGCAAACUGCUAAAUAUAGAAGGAGAGCCCUCCUCCCAGAUAUGGAGACACCCCAUGCUGUGUCACAGCAAAGAAGGAAUCCUGUGCCCUCUGACCUCACUGCCUUCGGAAGCCCUGCAGACAGAGGCCAUUAAGCUGUUUAAGACCUGCCAGCUCUUUAUCAACGCUGUGGUGGACUCCCCCGCCAUCGACUACCAUAUCUCUCUGGCUCAGAGCGCUCUGCAGGUCUGCCUGACACAUCCCGAGCUGCAGAGUGAAAUUUGCUGUCAGCUUAUUAAGCAGACCAGGCGAAGACAGCAGCAGAAUCAGGCCGGACCACUGCAGGGCUGGCAGCUCUUGGCGCUCUGCGUUGGACUCUUCCUUCCCCACCACCCUUUCCUGUGGCUCCUCCAGGUCCAUCUGCAGAGGAGUGCGGAUUCCAGAACAGAAUUUGGGAAAUAUGCCAUUUACUGCCAGCGGUGUGUGGAAAGAACACUGCAAAACGGAGACCGAGAGGCCAGACCUUCCAGGAUGGAGAUCCUCUCCACCCUUCUUCGAAACCCCUACCAUCAUUCUCGGCCCUUCAGCAUUCCCGUGCACUUCAUGAACGGGAUCUACCAGGUAGUUGGGUUCGACGCGUCCACCACGGUGGAAGAAUUUUUGAACACUUUGAACCAGGACACAGGAAUGAGGAAGCCAGCACAGUCCGGGUUCGCACUGUUCACAGAUGACCCUUCUGGCAGAGACCUGGAACACUGUCUUCAGGGGAAUAUCAAGAUCUGCGAUAUCAUUUCUAAAUGGGAGCAGGCAUCCAAAGAACUGCAGCCCGGGAAGUGUGAGGGCAGCAGGACUGUCCGUCUGACUUACAAAAACAGACUAUAUUUUUCAAUGCAAGCUCGUGGAGAGACUGACAGAGAGAAGCUGCUGCUGCUGUAUCAGACAAAUGAGCAAAUCAUAAAUGGUCUUUUCCCUCUCAACAAGGAUCUGGCGUUAGAAAUGGCAGCGCUCUUGGCUCAGGUGGAUAUCGGGGAUUUUGAGAGACCGUUCUCAACUCCAGCUGGGCAUGUGACCAACCAGUGCAAGGCAAACCAAACCCUCAAACAAGUCGUGGAGAAGUUUUACCCUAAAAGGUACCGAGAAGGGUGCUCUGAAGAACAGUUAAGGCAACUUUACCAGAGACUCUCGACCAGAUGGAUGGCCCUCCGGGGACACAGCACAACUGACUGCAUUCGCAUUUACUUGACAGUAGCCAGGAAGUGGCCAUUCUUUGGCGCCAAGUUAUUCUUGGCCAAACCUAUAACACCGUCAUCACUUGGCAAUAAUUUUAUCUGGCUGGCUGUCCAUGAAAACGGGUUGAGCAUCCUAGAAUACACCUCCAUGAGGUUAGUGACUGGCUAUGUGUACAAGAGUGUGAUGACCUUUGGAGGCUAUCAAGAGGAUUUUAUGGUAGUCAUUAGUACACAGGCAAAAGACCGGCCAACAGAGAAGUUACUUUUCGCCAUGGCAAAACCCAAGAUUCUUGAAAUUACCCUUCUGAUCGCCAGUUACAUCAACAACUUCUAUCAGCAGAAGGCAGCAUUUCACCACCUGUCUGCCCCGGCACUGCUCUCAGCCAAGGUUCAGGAGCCCCAAGCCAAGGCCAUGGGCAGCCAGCCCCUUCUGUCCAACAACAGACCUACCAAAGGCCCCACCUUACUCUGAAGCUCCUGAGCCUGAACCUUCACUCCUUCUCCACUGCAUGGCUGCAUCCGCUGCAAAUAAGUGUUUACACCCCACCGACAUGGUGCAUACACCAGCACUCCAGACUUUAGCAGUAAUGGGUUACUCUCUUAUCUGACUCCUAAUAUUUAGAUAACAAUAAACAAAAAUGUGUCAACACACUCAUUGUGUCUUAGACAAAGUAGGUUAGAAUUUGCUCCCCCUCCCCCCAAUCUCCGUUCUUGGCCUUCAGACAUUGUGCAAUAAGGCUUCCUACUUUGCCUUUAAGUACCUUGGCAAUCUUUGGAAAGGGAGAUUCCAAACUCUCAUUUGGUAAACCAGUUGACUAUCUGGAAAAGCUCACUGCCAAAGAAUGCAAGUACUGUAAUCAAAUGUGCCUUUAGCUAAUGAAGUGGCCUUUAGGGGAAGACUGAGGUUUAGCAUAGGAAUCAGCUGUGGGAACAAAUGCAGGGGGUAAAUUCUUACAGCAAGUGCAAUUAAUCAUCUGAGGCUAUGCGUCAUUAAUGAGACGACAGACCGCUAACCAGAGCCGCCUCAGUGGGGUUAGGAAGCAUGUGCCCUGCCACCUCUGCGGAUCACUGGACUGUCUUAUUUAAAAUGAGGUGGUGAGUCCUGUUAGCAUCGCCUGAGAUCACUGGAAUGGCAUCCCACAUUCAAAUGUGUUUAAUGCUAGCUCAGCUUGAUCUUACGUUGUUAUAAAUAGUGUCCUUGGGAACAGAGAUGACCCUUAAAGCUUUGUUUUCACAAGUCUUCUCUGAUCCGAGUUUAAAAAAAUAUAUUCCAAAGUAAAUUCUAAUAGAAAAUACUUCGGCCGAAGGAAGUACAUUUGGAGUUGAAGUUGUCUCGAGAUGCUGUAGUUAUCCCAUUGCAGUGGCAGAAUACUUGGCAAAAAUUGCUUAAGCCAGACAUGAUUGUUUCUGCUGUUUCAGAGAGGUCUAUCCCUAAUGGCUUGGCCCUGUGUAGUUUGGUGUCAGGACCAUGUGCAUAAGAGGUUUCUUCAACUCAUAGUGGAUAGGAAGCAGAAAGCAAGAAAGGUACCAGAGAGAGAGAGAUAGAUGCUAACUUCAAAAGCAUGUCCCCGGUGACUCAGUUCCUCUAUGUUCCAACUAAAAAUUUCUACCACCUUUCAAACUAGUACUCCAUCUGCGGUCCAAGUGUUUGACACAUGAACCUCUGGGAUCAUUUCAUAGUUAAAUCAUAAUGUAAGUGGCCAAUACAUUUCAAGCUGUGUCAAGGUGAUGUAAUUAGUAUUCCUGAUAACAUGAAACUGUGAUAAGAUAUGAAAAUUCUAUUUUAAAAAUGUUUAACCACAAGUCUACCUAACUUUAUAUUUAUGUGUAGAAUACUUGUAUUUAUUUUUAGACAUAUAUUUAUCACUUUGUGUGCUGUAUUUUUUUAAGUCAAUUUGAGAAAAUGCUAGGUGCCCAAUGAAUUAAUUGGCAGACCCCUGUGUCUUCCUCUUUGCUGUGGCAGUGUCCCGUUCCCACACUAAGCCUUUUAAACAUGCUCUGCCCUUGGGAGCAAAGUCAGGAAACAUGUUGCUCCAGCUGUACUGUACUGUCUUGGUAAUGACAAAAAUGCUUUUCAAGCCCCAUAGAAGUGGCCUGCAAGUGGCAGUUCACCCUUCCAUCUCUGAACCACAACCGCUCACUAAAUGAACAGAUUCAUUUUUAAAGUGAUUAACAAUUUGGGGUGACCUUCAGAGUGUGUUUGACUGGGAUAAAGUAUUUUUGAAUGCCCAUAAGGCCACUUAAUAAUCAUUAGUGGGUGAGCCAGAGGCUGGGACAGAGCUCUGACUUACAUGUGAGAACUUUAUUCUCAGCCAACAGCUCCUUCACCAACUGGUAAGCAGUCCCACCUGCCAUAUCCUGAGGUUUAAAAAUAGUGAGUGCUCACCUUAAACCACGGUACCUUAGGCUUUGCACUUGUUUUUGGUAGAGCAGGAAUAAAAUAUUUUGAUGGAAAGAAGUCAGUUUUAUGUAACCAGUGAUGUGAAAAAUUGAUCUCCUGGGAAACUCCUUAUAUAGCCAUUUUUAAAUGCAAAUAUAUUAUUAUGAUUGGUUACAAGAGAUUAGCGUUUCAUGUUUAAUUGUAAUAUUUCUCACCUACCCUCUUCUUUCCUCUCAGUUAUAUCAUUUAUCAGUAAAUGAGUGUUUUACGAGUCCCAUUUUGAACAUUAUCUUUUGAAUAUUCUAUAAAACAUACCUAAUGGUUUCGUUGUCAGCUGAGGCAUACUGUGGAAGGAGAGGCAGUCGCUGCCCCCUGGUGCCUUCAUUCUGUCUUCAGUGUGGCUCUGCUUCAGUCACCUCAAAAGAAGGUGCUUAGACCAUCUGUAAUUUUAAUAUGUGUGCAUUUGGAUACAUAUAGACUAUGUAAAGAGAGAGGUAAAUGGAUUUAUGUUUUCCAGUGAUUUCAUAAUAAAUCCCUUAAGAGAGCUUAUUUCAUUUAA
This is a messenger RNA of Rattus norvegicus (Norway rat), 7212 nucleotides long. NCBI's taxonomy places the organism in Eukaryota, Metazoa, Chordata, Mammalia, Rodentia, Muridae. The record is from RefSeq and is a predicted model, not a curated record.